CAGCUGAACAACCCCCACACUCAGCGAAUGCGCCAGCUCAGUGACCUGAAGGACUCUCUCAGAGCUGAAUCCGCCCCUCCCACCACGGAAUGGCGGCCGUGGCCACGGCCCUGGCGCCCUGGAUUCUUGGAAGCUCCUUGAUCUUGAUCCUCCUGGCUUACUUGGGGCAAGUGGAGGAGCCUGAGGGCAUUGUGCCUGGCUGCGCGGCCUCAGCGUUGACGGAGAUCCCGCGAAGAAAUCGCUCAGGGUUGACGGAGGAGGAGUUCUAUCAGGAGCAUGUGCUCAAGGGCAUUCCUUUGUUGCUGUUCUUAGAUGAACCAAUGCCCGCUCUGGACGUGUUCCUUUCGGCUUGCGCAGACCGAAAGCUGAACUUGUUAUCGAAACAGCAGGCAGAUGUCCUGCAGGAUUUGCUUGAUGAAGAGCUUCCCCUGUGGCAGUGGUUGGUCUCAAACUUCGUUUUGCUGCUCACCACAGGCAGCACCGCCCGACGCUGGGCACAGCUGCGGCAGGCCACUGCGACGGAGCUCUUCGAGGGACCGGCCGCGGCCAGCUUUCGUGGUCCUCCGGCUGCCGUGCGCCUGCUGCACACGGUCGCUGCCUUCCUGGACAACAAGCUGCUGCUGCACCUGCCGCUCUACCACUCACCAGUCGGGUCGGCGGUCGCCAAGCUCAUCUCGCAGCCUGUGUACCUGGCCGACAAGGUGCUGGACGACAUCUGCCCGGCCUUGCGGCCGCAUGCGGAGCUCAGCAGCUACGAGCAGCACGCCUUCGAGCGCCUGCAGAACCGUAAGGUGCCCUGGCAGACGCUUCAGGGCAUCGAGGACAUCGGCUUGCGGCAUGAAAGCGAUGCCAGAGUCUUUUAUGGAGGACCAAAGAGCUACUCUUAUCCCUUGCACCGGGAUUUACCUGAUGAAGAUGUACUUUGCGUGCUGCACAGCGGCUGUAAAGACGUGGUGAUGCUGCCGCCCGCGGCGCGGCGGCGCCUGGAGCGGCUCCAAGUGCCAGGCGCGAGACGGAGACCGUUUACUUGGGCCUACGACUUCUUCAGCGAUUCGCCCCUGAAGCACCUGAAACAGGGCUGGGCUGGGACUUUACGCCCUGGCGAGCUACUCUACAUGCCGGGCGAGAUGUUGCAUCACAUCCGGAACUCCUGCAAGCAUUCGUUCACGAUCUGCCGCCGGCCCUGGCGAGCGACGAUGGCCAGGGAUGUGGCGCUAGAGACGCUGAAGACCCUGCGCUUGGCCGCCGAGGAGGAGACCCACCUCGGGGAGGCCCUGGCAGCGCUGCGCGCGCGCCGCGCACGGCGGAAGAGGUGAGCCACCCAAGUAGCCCCCGACCUUUGAACGCGCGCCGCCCCGACGUAUGCGCCCGAACAGGCGCGCGAUACGGGUCCUUGGCCAAAGAGCCAGGGACAUGGAGUCGUUCCUCGGGCAGUUGAAUUCGCUGCUCUCAAGUGCUGAAGAAAGCCCGGGGCAGUGCCUUCAGAGCGAGAAGCCGUGGCAUGCCAC
Durusdinium trenchii is the source of this 1508-nucleotide messenger RNA. The record is from the annotation of a GenBank genome assembly. Lineage: Eukaryota; Dinophyceae; Suessiales; Symbiodiniaceae.